GAUAUUGAAUAGCAAUAGCAAUGGCAAAGACCAAGGGCGAGAAACGCAAUAAGUCGGCGAUCAACGAAGUUGUCACCCGCGAGUGCACAAUUCAUUUGGCCAAGCGUGUGCACAACAUCGGCUUCAAGAAGCGUGCGCCGCGCGCCAUCAAGGAGAUCCGCAAGUUUGCCGAGCGCGAGAUGGGCACCAAUGAUGUUCGCAUCGAUACCCGCCUCAACAAGCACAUCUGGUCCAAGGGUAUCAGAUCAACGCCCUUCCGCGUUCGUGUCCGUCUAGCGCGUCGCCGCAAUGACGAUGAGGAUUCUCCCAACAAACUGUACACACUGGUCACGUACGUGCCUGUGCCAACAUUCAAGAACUUGCAAACGGAGAACGUUGAGUCCAGCGACGAUUAAACUAAUGAGAAACACAAAUAACUAAAGAGUUUACGCCGCUAACAAAAAAAAAAA
Drosophila novamexicana is the source of this 449-nucleotide messenger RNA. It is a transcript of the gene RpL31, whose product is annotated as 60S ribosomal protein L31. The transcript is spliced from 2 exons. Gene Ontology annotation, biological process: cytoplasmic translation. Bases 21 to 395 code for a protein of 124 amino acids. Gene Ontology annotation, molecular function: structural constituent of ribosome. The record is from RefSeq and is a predicted model, not a curated record. Gene Ontology annotation, cellular component: ribosome; cytosolic large ribosomal subunit. Lineage: Eukaryota; Metazoa; Arthropoda; Insecta; Diptera; Drosophilidae.